AUGUCGUCCAUUUCGCGACCUUCUGAAUUUUCUAAGUUCCAAGCGAUCGAUGGUCAGACUAUUUACUGCAACCGCCCUGCCGAUGCUGUGGCCAUCAUACCUCCGACGUUGCUUCACCAUGCAUUUGGUGACUUCCUUCAUGACUGUGAUGUGGUUGAACCGACCUCCGAAGAUAAUUCUUUAGUGAUGAAGCUGCACACUGUGAUGUCAAACUAUUAUGAUGAUGAACGGCAGUGCGCUGUUCAACUCCGUGAGCUGUUUAAAGGGUGGGGCUUGACUUUCGUGCCCUCCGCGACGCAUCACGGCUACAUGACGGAUGGGGAUAUGCGCGAGGGAGAGUAUCGCUAUGCUAUCGCCGAAAUCAAAAAUGAAGUCGGUAGCACGCAAGCUGAUCCCUAUAACCAAGCGACUUUCUACUACAUGGAAUUUUCGAGACAGUACGCGGAAACGAUGGCGUUGUCACCUUUACCUUGCUUCAUCAUUCUUCUUUUUGGACCGUUAAUUAUGUUUGCAGGAGCAGUGUGGAACGUUCUCCCGGUUAUCCAACCUCUCUCGUUCGUUCUCCCACUCCACUACCAUCCAACAGAUACCUAUAUGCGGACCAAAGUGGCUCGUCACCUUAAAGCGUUUAAGAAUGCUGUUGUCACGCUUAAAGGGUAUUAUCAAAGUCUCUCACUGAAUAAUAACCCAUCCAGCUCGCACCAUUUGCAACUGUUCCCGUAUCCCACCUCUUUCAAGCCUCUCGGAAGUAACGCUAACGCAACGAAAGAAUUCGAAUACACAUCACAGUACCCAAACAAGCUUAUCUUUUUUGGUACUCUUGCUGGCGAGCGCAUUUGUAUCAAAUUUGCGCGUCAUUAUUCGAUGGAGGUUCACCAGUUCUCCGCUUCACGGGGACGGGCACCAGCGCUCCGUGGCUUCGACGCGCUACAUGGGGGAUGGUACAUGGUGGUGAUGGAUGCACUGGACGGUUACAAGGAUCUCUGUGAUGUCGACCCACCUCCUUUGGUUUUCGAACGGAUCAGUACCCACCUUAAGGAGUUUUAA
Molecule: messenger RNA, 1047 nt
Organism: Pisolithus orientalis
Lineage: Eukaryota; Fungi; Basidiomycota; Agaricomycetes; Boletales; Pisolithaceae
Exons: 2
Coding region: 1-1047 (348 amino acids)
Source: RefSeq, a predicted model, not a curated record